Messenger RNA from Bombus terrestris (buff-tailed bumblebee), 7798 nucleotides. RefSeq names its product tropomyosin Per a 7.0102 (gene Tm1). The transcript is spliced from 8 exons. The record is from RefSeq and is a predicted model, not a curated record. Lineage: Eukaryota; Metazoa; Arthropoda; Insecta; Hymenoptera; Apidae. Gene Ontology annotation, molecular function: actin filament binding. Gene Ontology annotation, cellular component: actin filament. Gene Ontology annotation, biological process: muscle contraction; actin filament organization. Bases 417 to 1856 code for a protein of 479 amino acids.
UCGAGUAUUAGUACGCGAAGCUGCCGCUUCGUUAGUUCGGCCGUGGUCGGCAAACUUCGGUUUCGUGUCGUAGUUUAUGGUAGGGGUAACCUGGAUCGGGCAUAGAGCAAUAGACGGAGAAAGAGAGAGAGAAAGCAAGAGCAAGAUAGAAAUCAGACCAGAACGGUGCAGAGAGCAGAGACCAACGUGUCUCCUCUCGUGCAUGCGUUCGCCUGUACGGAACGGUGGUGUGUGUGCAACAUAGAGAGACAGACAGAAGGACGUAUGCGUGGCGCGGUGAGAAACGUGUUACGAACAGUGACAGACAAGAUGGCGGUGUGUCUUGUGCAGUAGUAGGAACAGUAGUGCGUAGAGUACAUUAGAAGGAUAAAUAGUGGAAGAAAGGGGUUAGGUGAAAGGUUUAGCAGCUGGAUAGUAUGGAACCACCUCUUACGACGACCACGAGACGUCGUGGUCAUCAACAUCAUCCGCGGUACACUACGCGUCGACGUAUCGAUGUCUCCAGCAGAGGACCCGCGCAGUGUGGCCCUGCUGAUAUCGUUAAAGAUACGCCGAUUGGUAACAACGAAACACCAACGACUACAACGUCAUCGAGACUCGACGAAAAAAGCACUGUCAUUGGUACGGAGUGUUCGACCGCGGUGACAGUACCCACGAUCGUCGGCCCGAGGUGGUUUCAAGAUCCGACGGCCACUACUGUAUCCUCAAAAGACGUCAACAAGAUAACGAACAAGCUCGAAGAUAACGAUAGAGAGAACAUCCAACACAGGCUCGCGCAGUGUAGCCUGGAUGUCCUCAAUGAACGACACGAACAGUUUGUUCCUGAUAGAAAUGAGAACAAGAGCUGUGACAGCUACGAGACGGAACAACCAUCGACUGACAAGCUUCGAUUAAGGCCACGUGGGAACGAGAUAUGCAAACACGAGUCCGACAACGAGACGAGGAGCAAAGAAACUUCACCGGAGCCUGAGCACGCGGUCGCGAGGGCUCGCGGUGACGGGAACUCUGACGACGAGUCGACCAACGUCGAGGAGGACCCUGAACUUGCUGAGCUUGCCAAGCUUAGAUGUCCUAGCGAAAGGACCGAGGUGCAAGCUGAAAGGGAAGCAAGAAGAAGAAAGAGAUGCGCGGAUUAUCCUGGAUUAGCUUUCGGAUGGUCCAUAUUCUCCAGCGACACGAUGAUGAAAUUCGGUCUCAUAAGGAACGAAUUGCAGAAUAUUAUGGGGAACCAGCUGAAACGGGCUGAAUCCGAAGUAGCCGCUCUGAAUCGUCGUAUCCAAUUGUUGGAGGAGGACCUCGAGAGAUCGGAGGAACGCCUCGCAACGGCCACUGCUAAAUUGGCAGAGGCGUCGCAAGCUGCGGAUGAGAGCGAACGGAUACGCAAGGCACUCGAAAACCGUACCAAUAUGGAAGAUGACCGAGUAUCCCUGUUGGAGCAACAGCUAGCACAGGCUAAACUGAUCGCCGAGGAGGCGGAUAAAAAAUACGAGGAGGUUGCCAGAAAACUAGUCAUGAUGGAGCAGGAUCUUGAGCGCGCCGAGGAAAAGGCAGAACUUUCGGAAGGGAAGAUCGUCGAGCUUGAAGAAGAGCUGCGCGUAGUUGGCAACAACCUGAAAUCCCUCGAGGUUUCCGAAGAGAAGGCGACGCAAAGAGAGGAGACUUUCGUGGGCCAGGUGAAGAUUCUGGAUAGUCAAUUAAAAGAGGCUGAAGCUCGUGCCGAGUUCGCAGAAAGAUCCGUGCAGAAAUUGCAGAAGGAGGUCGACAGGCUCGAAGACGACCUUGCCGCCGAGAGAGAGAAAAACAAAUUGCUCCAGGAAGAGAUGGAGGCCACCCUGCAUGACAUCCAGAACAUGUAGAUCGUGUCUCGCGGCUGACAGAAACAUGAGAGAAAAAAAAGUCGAGAAAAGAUUUAUAUAAAUAACAAAAAACGUUGAGAAUACAAAAGCAUACGCAGAUACUAGGGUACGAUUCCUUCGGGAUUAAAGGAACAAAACAGAGAUAAAAAGAAUAAUAAGUAAAUACUGUAAACAGAAUUCGAAAGGGGUGAGGGUCGGAGAACGAACGAACGAACGAACAUCGAAAGUAUUUUGAGUUCGACGAUAUUUAUCGAAAUAUCGUUGAGAAACAAAAAAUACACGCUGUGCGACACGAGUGCUUUCGUAAACGUUUCGCAAAACGUUGAAAAACUUUUUUUUUUCUUUUCUUCCUUCCUUUUCUCUUUUUCGUCUAAAAGAGAGCAUAUACUUUACACUUUAUAUACUUCUGCUGCUGCGCACGCUUUUCGCUCGAACUAUCGUUUCUUCAUCUUUUUCGUAGAAAAGGAUAGAACGAUGGUUCAAGUAAAAUGUAUAAUGUAUAAAAAAAGAAAGGUAGGGUGUGCGGUUUGUCAAAGGGACUCGAAGAUGAAAACUCCCUUUGUCUUCUGUGUUUCUUUUCUUCUUUUUCUUUGAAAUCUUUUCCUUUGUUGUCCAAAACAUAUCUUUCACGACUAUCUUAUUUUUCUUUUCUUCUCUGGUAAUGCUUGCUUUUAAUUGCAUUGUCGAUUAGUAUGAUUAAUUUCAAUACUAUUGAGUGUCUUUUAAUUGCUUACGAGGCGAGUACUGUACAAGAGAAUCGUGAGUGAAGACAUAGGAAACAGAGUAAAAAGGGCAAUCGAUCAAAGCGUAUACGUCAAGGAAGAAUUUUCUAUCGAGUUUGUCAAAUAUUUUCCACCUCUUACGUCCUAUCACGUAUCGUGGUUUCCGAGGUUCACGUCCGGCCCAAUUUGAUUCCCAACGUUCGUAAGACAUCGCGAGAUUUAUACCAUUCUACUUUUUGAAUUAAUCUAUUUUGCUGAAAAUUCUAUUCUUCUCUAUUUUAAUUAUUAUCUUUGAGUACAUGAGAUAGUUAUAUAGCUUUUAUAUAAACAGUAUUAAAUUGAACAAUUAAUGGCUUUUUAGACUCCUCAAUUUGUUAAUUAAUGCACAUUUCAAUGACAAUCAUAAAAUGUUCCAAUAAACAUAUUGGAACGACCUUAAAAAAAAUGUUUGACAAAUUCGACCACAUAAGUAAAUUUUUCCUCGACGUAGGACUACUGUAUGAAUUGGCAGCAAAAGGACGAACAUGACCAUUGUUCGUUGCUUUUCGUCGUUAACGUUUUAUAAUUCCCUGGGGCUCAGCAUGAAAAAGGAACGUCCUUGGCCUUCUUCCACUGCUCGUUCGUUCACUGAUGAUAAAUCUUAAAUGCUUCUAAGAGACGCUCACUGCCAGCUAAGUGAUACCUUCGAGGAACAAAUCCAACAUUAAGCUCGUAUUUGCGCGUGGUCCAGCCAAAAAGACACUAGUAUUAAUCUCACUGGUUAAAGCUUAGAAUUUAGCGAGGUAUACGUCAGGAAUAAGAGAUAUAUAGAAAGAAACCGCAAUAUAUGUUAAAAGUUUUUGUAUAUUUGUAGUUUAAAUCGUAUAUUAAUAUACAUGUAUGAUAAUACAGGGCACCUCGGAAUAUAUAGUCCAGUUCAAAGAGAAGGAGAUUAUUUCUAAAUAAUUAUGCAUGAAGCGUGGAACGAAAGUCUGCUGAAAAUUUCUUAGAGACUUUUAUUCUGUGUUUUUUAUUUAACUCUUUGUGAUUCCGUGUUGAAUUGCAUUUUACGUAAUGUUAAAAAGUAAAUAAGAAAUAUGUUAAAUUAAAUAAUUCGAGAAUAUUUCGGUUUUAAUUUAUAUUGUUGUUUGUAUCAUUAUUGAAUGUUGAAGUUUUAAUUUUAAAUUUAAUGGACAGAUUUGUAUUUUUAUUUGAUAAAAAUAUGUCAACAUAGACACAUUCCAAUUUUCUACAUUUUUUAAAAACAUAUUAACUAUAAACUAUUUGAUAUUAACUAUGAAAAGCUAUUUGAACCGUGGAGCGAAUUUUUCAAACAGAAUCUCCUUCUCUAAUUUUCUACUACGUGUUCCCCAAGUACUCAAUGUUUAAUCACAUAAAGAUUAUUCGACAAAAUGCGAUCUUGGAAGGGUGAACUUGCAAUCGCAAUUAACGCAGCAAUCAUUAGAAAUAAAAAGGUGAACGAGCAAAAUACGUUCGCAAAAAUCGUGUGUCCUUCUAGUUCACGCUGAGCCACUCGACGUUUACCGAUCGUGCCUGGAUUAAUCCUUUAUUGUAAUCAUUCUCUGGCCAAUAGAAAACGAAAAAAGGAGAAGGAAAAAAGAGGAAAAGAAAGAAUGAGAGAAUUUCCAUUUCAUGGCGCGUACCUUCAUCUUAUGCGAUUGUUCAUCGCCGCAGUUAAUUGAUAUCGUUAAUUAAUAUCUACAUCCGUAUUAAGACCACCUAAUUCGAAGGUGUGUGAUAGUUAAUUCCACGUGAAACAUUCCCCCCUCUUCAUCAUCGUGAAGAAGAAACUGCCUGACCAUCUUUUACGUAUCUAAUCCCCUGGGUGAUUCUCGUUCAUUGUAGCUUGUCGGAUGUCGUGUCGAGAUGAAUUUAGAAAGUUUUCUCAACUUUGUAAAAGUAUGAAGUAUUAGGUAAUCCCGUAAGUAAUGCAGUUUCUUGAAACUUGGAUUUAAACUUAAGGAUAUGAAUUGCCAUUUGUCACGCUAAAAAUCUGAUAAACGAAGAAUAGGAAAUUUAAUGGAAAGAUGGCUAACAAUUGAAAACGUUCCAGCAAUAAGGAACUCUACUUUCUAAUAGAGUUAUGUAAACCAAUAAAAAUCAGCUCAAAAUUAAAUCACCUGUUCGAACGUGCUAUAAGUUCAUAGCCAACUAAUAAACUUUCUCAUUGUUCAAUAUACAAAGUCCUUCUAUCGUAAGAAAUAGGAAGAAUAUAUCAGUGAUUAAUUAUUAUGAACAAAUAAUAAUUAAAACAAAGAUGCCGCAUUUACUUACGGAAUGACCAUUUCGAAGAAUAGUUUGUGCAAUAAUGUUUUAGAUUUUUUGUAUAAAUCGAUUAAUACGUUGGUAUGCUAACUAAAUUAUUUUAGAUACAAUACAAUGUACAUUUGGGUUUCUCAAAAUCUCGGGAAGACAUCCGAAGAAAUUAAUGCGCGUCCAGCGAUCGAAAACGUCACGAGUUAUUCUAGAGAGAGAGAGAGAGAGAGAGAGAGAGAGAGAACGAUAGUGAAAAAGAGUGCGUGUGAGAAAGAGUAAGAGAGAUCAUGCUCUUACUCUCUAAUUAUGAAAAACGAAGAAAGCACAAUAAUUACGAUUCCACGCGUCCUACCGUUAACGAUAAUGACAUUUCUUUGUUAUUCCCGUUUUUUUUUCUUUUUUUCGAGAAAAUGCCAAUAGAGUGAAAGAGCAUGAGAGGGAGAAAAAGGUGGAAUGAAUGAGACAGCGAGAAUGUGUGCGACAGAGAAAAUGCAUAAAAAAGGAAACGCAAAUACUUGAGUUCACACUUGAGAGUUUUAGUUUAUUAAUUUACUUAAUAUUAAUAAAAAAAAACGAAUGGAACGAUAAUAACACUAAUAUCAUUGUAAUGAUUAUUAUAUAUAUUGCUAUUAUUAUAAAACUGUUUGUAAUAUAUAUUUUAAUUUUGAAAAAACAGCGUGUCGUUUGUUUUUGUGCGUCUCUGUGUGAGUGUUGAUAUUUUUUCUUUUUUUUUUUUUAAUCUGAUCUCCAACAAAGCGUUAAUUCCCGAUUUCUUAACAAAAAUAAAAAAAAAAAAAUCUACUGACCAUCAACUGUGUGUACAACGCGAUAUAACACACGACGCUGCCCGUUGUGUUAGCUGUGCGUAGUUGUUGCAUGCCACAAUACACAAAGGAGAACCAAAAUGUGUCCAUGGUACGUAUCCAAAAAAAUCGUGGUGAGUAAACUCGCUUGUUAUUUUAUUUGCUAGUCUUCGAAUUUUUCAACUACAAUCCCGUUGUCCAGCAUGGCCCAUCCCUCUCCUAUGAUAAUCGUCAAACUUUCGACUGUUUAUUCGGAGGAUAUCUCCGAUUAUAGUAAGUGUAUUCGUAGUUUCUACAGAUAUAUGUGUACAUAGUAUAAAGGUCUUUCUCGAGUCGAAGUGAUGAUGAUUCAGAGAAACAUAAUAUGUAGUGAUGUAACCACUGCUUUUCUCUGGACUGUCGAAGUUCUCUUAAAUGGAGAACGUGGCCUUGAGGAAAGAUUUUUAUGCCGCCAUAUUUGUUUCCUUCGAAUCGAUACCAUUUUAAUUAGGCUCUCGUAUUUUUAGAAAUAUAUAGAAUACUUAAUUUUUUUUAUAACUUUUAGCAACAACUUUGUACUCCCUUAGAAAAAAAUCUAGAAUUAUAGAAAAUAGCCUCUCUCGUUGUCACUUAAGGAACAUGUAUAGUAUAGAUUCUGCGUUUCUAACCUAUGAGUCGCGAUCCCGAAAAAGUAAAGUGUUUUCUGAUUAGUCGCUAGUCAAUUUCAACUGAAAAUGUUUGGCACUUAUUUACUUCAGUAUGGCAACAGAGUUAUAUGAGAUAAAAAUUGUAAAGUAAAAAUAGAAUAGAAAUUGACUUUACCUUAAAAAAAGAUUUUUAGCGUUUAUUUAUCAAUGUAAUCUUCCUUAUAUAUAUAUAUAUAUAGAGAGAGAGAGAGUGGAGAAAUUGUAAAUUAUUUGUCCAUUAUAAAGAGGAUCGCGAUUCGAUAAAGAUUAGGAAACACUGAUACAGCUAAGAAUCAUCUUUCUUUAUUCCUCAAAUUUAAAUCAUAUAUUCAUAUUUCAUACACGACGCGUUACAUCAGCAUCAUAAACUAUAAUUCAAACUCCAUGGUCUACAAGCAGCUGUCAGAGAUACACGAGUCUCAUUCAUCUUUACUAAAACAUCCAAGGAAGAACAGAUUGAAUCUGCUCCAAAGCCCCCACUUCCUGUCCAACCAACGCUUCAUAGCUCUUUAACGAUUCUCAGCAGCUUAGCGCACUACCUUCUUAAAGCUUAGAUCUGCUCGGACACUUACGACACUGUCGAGUAGAUAUCGAAGAGUUUGCAAAUUUUCUUCGAAAUAACAUUGCGAAUGCUUGCAGAUGAAAUGGUGGCUGAGAAGGAGAAAUACAAGGAAAUCGGAGACGGCUUGGAUCAGGCAUUCAUGGAACUCUACGGCGUCUAACGUGCCACUAACCAACCUCUUUAACGCUUCGACCAAACAAAUAAAAAAAUAUAUAUAUAUAUAUAUUCAUAUAUAUACCACCAAAAUUUCAAACUUUCUCACAAUCUCGCUUGCUCUUAACACGUACUCCGUAAGUUACUUCUCGAGCUUAACCUGCUUAACUAACGACUUCGAGGCUCUAAUUUGCCACAAGACAGCACUUUUCCAUGAAAGUGAAAUAUCGAUAUCCCUUACUGAACCGAGACAAUGGUGAUAUCCGUAGAAACAUCGCCAUGAAUAUCAUUUUUUUCACUUUAACUCUUUGUUUAUUUCCACGAUUAUUGUAUCUUUUAUUGUCUCUUUAUUGUAUCCAUUUAUAGAAGAAGAUUUUUGUCAAAUUAUUUUUGGAUCGUACAAUUCAAAUAAAGCUCCGAUUGUUUGAUAAAGAAGGAAAUGGUGUAAACUUAACAUAACAGAUACAUAUAAGCAAAGAGUUAAAAAUCAAACAUUUUGUCAUCGAAAUGCAUUUUUUUAUUACCAUCAGAUCAUUUUCAUAUCAAUAUUUUCAUACAUUAAGUAUGUGUAAAGGCGAUGGAGCAAUAUAUUCGCUUUUUACUUUUUAGGAUAAUACAGAUUAUCUUCUAUAUAUAGAUAUAUAAGUGUAACGAUAAAUGUCUUAUUAGUUGCUUAAUCUGAUAAAUUUUUAACGAAGGCAUUGUUUAUUUCAGACGAGCUUGUACACGAGAAAGAAAAGUACAAAUACAUCUGCGACGAUCUGGACCUCACCUUCACCGA